AUGCCAGCACUGGUUGAGAUCUCGACAACUGACCAAAGUUUUAGGGGUAGCUUCUUCUUCGUUGUGCGGCGGUUUCUGACUGGGAGUGAGAUUUUCGAUCAGGUCAUUCCCCAGGUUGAAUGCAUUUGGCUCCAUGAGUGCUCCAUUUUGAUGGGAGCGCCAGGACAAGUUCGCAUUUUUCAUUGGGAUGACCUUGUGCCGCUGUAUGAAGGGGCUUUCCUGCGUAUUCGCUACAUCUGGAGGCCGCAGGAACAGGGAGAGUCCUCUACGUGCGAUGAGGGCUCCUCUUCGGAUGACUCUGACUCUGAUUCCACAUCUCUGUCAGGUCCACCCAGCGGCAAUGAGACCUUACCUGCCAAUAGGCCUGAUGCUGCUUCGGGCGAGGAGCGCCUAACGAGAGGGUCUGGUGGCUCACACCCUCUGGCCCUCGACCUGCAAGCGGCUCUGCCUUUGGACCUUACUGAUGAUGACAAGACUUCGCUGAUGCACAUGCCUCUGCGUCGAUUUGUCUAUGACCGGCCGCUGCAUGGUGCGGUUGAUAUUCCCCAACAAGUCUUGCAAGACAGCCUCCUCCAGUACUUGCAAGCUGAGGCCCAUUUGCGACCCACUGACCCCAUGAUGACAAUGGUUUGGAUCUUGGUCAAUGAGGACCCUGUGAAUUUGCCCAUCACCAUGUUCCGAGCUCAUGACAGGAGAAUGCUGACCACGCAGGUGAGUGAAGCAUGGCGAGGGCACAAUGGUUACGAGGUGGCCAGUGCCUUCCUAUGUUCGCCCCAGCCGCCUCGCUUUCACAUGCGCGAGGUACCAGGUCGAUCCCUCCUUGUUACUCCGAAACUUGAAUUACACCCGCACUGGGCGGCUUGGCUCAUGGAUGUUUAUCUUGUUUCGGAUUCGGACAAGGUUUUCAAAGAAAGAGUGGCCAUCUGGACCAUGCAGCUGACUGUUGGUGAUCUCGCGCAACGUUUAGGCUAUGAUGCCAAGGGUGCUCGUGCCAUUCGUCUGGACUUUCCGGGAGUGACAUUGACGGAGACCGAGGAGAUCUGUUUUCCACCGGGUACCUUUUUUCGCAUGCUGCUGAGGUGCUUCUUCGACAAGAAGUUGUACAGCUUCGGACAGCAAGAGGACCCUGGCCUGUGA
This is a messenger RNA of Durusdinium trenchii, 1137 nucleotides long. NCBI's taxonomy places the organism in Eukaryota, Dinophyceae, Suessiales, Symbiodiniaceae. The record is from the annotation of a GenBank genome assembly.